CCUGACCGUGACGUCACCGAAGGCCCUCUCAUUUCCCCCCCAUGUGGGGAUCGUUGGUUUCCAGCUCUAGGUUCGGCUGCUGAAACUCCUGCAGAUCAGCGGAGAGAUGGAGGAGUCGUCCAGCGCAGCGCCACCUGAUAAAGACCGCGAUGCCAAGACCCACUUCAGGAUCAUUAGGUUUAUAAUGGAGGCUGGGGUGAAGCUCGGGAUGCAGUCCAUCCCCAUAGCUACGGCUUGCACGGUCUAUCACAAGUUCUUCCAUGAGACCACCUUAGAUGCCUAUGACCCGCACCUCGUGGCCAUGUCCGCCAUCUACCUGGCUGGGAAGGUAGAGGAGCAACAUCUCAGAACGAGGGACAUCAUUAAUGUGUGUCACAGGUAUCUGAAUCCAGGGAGUGACCCCCUUGAAGUGGAUGCCAAGUUCUGGGAGCUGCGGGACAGCAUCGUGCAGUGCGAGCUAUUGAUGCUCCGCCUCUUACACUUCCGCGUCUCCUUCAUCCAUCCACACAAGUAUUUGCUGCAUUACCUCGUGUCCUUAAAGAACUGGAUGAACCGGCACAGCUGGGAGCGCACGCCGAUCGCCAUCGCUUCCUGGGCCCUUCUCAGGGACAGCUACCAUGGGGACAUCUGCCUCCGCUAUCAGGCGCAGCACGUAGCUGUCGCUGUCUUGUUCUUUGCUCUGCAGUGCUACGGCGUGGACGUUCCGGGCAAUGAGAGUGCAGAAACUCAAUGGUGGAAGGUGUUCAGUGAAGACCUCAGCAGGGAGACCAUAGACUGCAUCAUAUCUGAGCUGAUGCACAUCUACACUAUGGAUACAGAGAUACCUUGACCUCAGGAGAUAUUCUCCAUGCCAUUGGACCCGUGGGACUAUCUGAAGACCUCCACAAACUUCAUUCCGUUAAGGGAUCUUCCUUAACACAACUGAAGGUUUCUGGUGCCUGGACGUCUUUUUGAUGCAUCUGAUGCAACUUCCAUCACUCCUAACUGCUGUUGCGAAACCACAGCUCCCAGCAUGCACCCUUACUCAGCUGCUCUAGGAACUUGCCUGGAAGUGAGUGGAGCAUGUUAGGAGUGGUGGUCUCACUACAGCUGGAGUGGCGGAGGUUGCUGACGCCUGAUCUAAUGGAAGCCAUCGGAGGUCCCUGUUGCAGCUUUUCCCAUGGAGGGUCAUGUAUACCUCCAGUGUGACAACCGCUGAGACUCAACCCAAGACGCCUCUACGUUCUGCAUUUUGGAGGAGGCUUUGUGUGGGGACAUUUAUCAUGGGGGCAUGAGACAGAAUAUGCCCCACACAAUGUCUUACCAGCCUCGUGCCCGUCCAGGUGACUAUACUGCUAUACGAGCCCCAUUUUUUUUUAUAGAUAUGAAGCGUACGGCGAGACCAAUUCCAUGUCUUUGAAGAGCCUUAUUGUAUAGACAUUUGUUAUGUCAAGUUUUUCCUCUCUUCAGUCUUAAAGGGUCACCAAACCCUGAAAAAAAUGGAAAAAUGAAGAAUCACUUGCUCUGGAAAGUUUGUCUGUAGUCU
Molecule: messenger RNA, 1525 nt
Organism: Bufo gargarizans (Asiatic toad)
Lineage: Eukaryota; Metazoa; Chordata; Amphibia; Anura; Bufonidae
Gene: CCNQ
Product: cyclin Q
Exons: 6
Coding region: 107-829 (240 amino acids)
Biological process (GO): regulation of transcription by RNA polymerase II
Cellular component (GO): nucleus
Molecular function (GO): cyclin-dependent protein serine/threonine kinase regulator activity
Source: RefSeq, a predicted model, not a curated record